This is a messenger RNA of Nelumbo nucifera (sacred lotus), 1254 nucleotides long. RefSeq names its product GDSL esterase/lipase At4g26790-like. Gene Ontology annotation, molecular function: hydrolase activity, acting on ester bonds. The record is from RefSeq and is a predicted model, not a curated record. Lineage: Eukaryota; Viridiplantae; Streptophyta; Magnoliopsida; Proteales; Nelumbonaceae.
GCCACCCUAUUAGUUGAACUUCUCGCAGUAGUCAAGCUUUCAUCCAUCACUUCACUUGUAUUUAAUUUAAUUCAAGUACCAACCCCAAGGCAACAUGCACACCCCAAUUUCAGGCCUUGUCAUGUUCCUGCAGUGACUGAGAAGAAUCGAGAAUCAAGAAAUGGCACCUCAUCAUCUGAUCACUCCAUGGCUCCUCUUCUCUCAAACCCUGCUUCUCGCAGUGCAAACCAUAGCCAAAGUCCCUGCUGUCAUCGUCUUUGGUGACUCCUCCGUCGAUUCGGGGAACAACAACCAGAUCUCUACCAUCCUCAAGAGCAACUUCAAGCCCUACGGUCGUGAUUUCCUUGGAGGAAAACCCACAGGACGAUUUUCCAACGGCCGAAUCCCAUCGGACCUCAUCUCUGAGGCUUUUGGAGUUAAGCCCACCGUUCCUGCCUACUUGGAUCCCAUGUAUAACAUCACAGAUUUUGCCACCGGAGUUGAUUUUGCGUCAGCCGGAACUGGCUACGACAAUGCCACCUCCAACGUGCUAUCUGUGAUACCUCUGUGGGAGGAAUUGGAGUACUACAAGGCUUACCAGGUGAAAUUGAGGCGAUAUCUUGGCGAGCGGAAGGCGAACGAGAUAUUAAGCGAGGCGUUGUAUCUGAUGAGCGUAGGGACCAACGACUUCCUAGAGAAUUAUUACGUAUUCCCUGCAGGCCGAUCAUCCCAGUUCACCGUCGACCAGUACCAGAGGUUCCUCGCCGGGAUAGCCGGAAAAUUCAUAACCCAGCUCUACGGUCUCGGAGGUCGGAAGAUAUCACUGGGAGGGCUUCCUCCCAUGGGAUGCAUGCCGUUGGAGAGAAGCCGUAACAUGUAUGGGAAUGGUUGUGUUGAGGAAUACAAUAAGGUGGGCAGGGAUUUCAAUGUCAAGUUGCAUAAUCUGGCAGUGAAGUUGAACAAGGAACUUCCGGGGAUCAAAGUGGUCGUUUCAAACCCCUAUGACCCACUCAUGGAAGUCAUUCAGCAUCCCUCUUCGUUUGGAUUCGAGAGUGUUGCAGUGGCGUGUUGUGGAACUGGAAUUUUUGAGGCGGGUUACCUAUGCGAUCAAUUUAAUCCAUUUACAUGCUCCGAUGCCAACAAAUAUGUAUUUUGGGAUUCCUUCCACCCCACAGAGAAAACAAAUCGUAUCAUCUCAGGCCACCUAAUGAAUACCAGCCUAGCUGUGUUUUUAUGAUUCUUUAUACUGUCGAAAUCAACCUUGUGUUGGAAGUA